Molecule: messenger RNA, 2553 nt
Organism: Spodoptera frugiperda (fall armyworm)
Lineage: Eukaryota; Metazoa; Arthropoda; Insecta; Lepidoptera; Noctuidae
Product: clavesin-2
Exons: 6
Coding region: 247-1128 (293 amino acids)
Cellular component (GO): membrane
Molecular function (GO): phosphatidylinositol bisphosphate binding
Source: RefSeq, a predicted model, not a curated record
AGUAUCGGCGCACGCGCAGUUAACGCGCGAUCCUUGAACGAGAAUCUAGUGACAAUGAUAUGAUUAUACUCGGACAACGUUACGUACUUUUUUAUUAGUAGUUCUGACAGGGGAUUAUAGAGGACGUGUGUGUGUUAUUGUUAAAAAAUAGAACAUGCUGUGAACGUGAAGUGAUAUUUAUUCAGUGUAUUUUUUUUUCGUUUUGAUUUAUUAAUUUUUUGAGAUCGUAAGCACUAAGACUUCAUAAUGUUUGAGUGCUUCCUAGAAAUCGGCUUUGAAGCCGAAGUAAACACGAAAGAAGACCCAGAGUUAAUGGAGUUGGCAUAUGAGCAGUGCAAAGAGAAUCUAGCUACCAGGGCAGCAGCCAUCACAGAGCUUAGGCAAAUGAUAUUUGAUAGGGGCGAAUGCCAGCCUUUAAGAACAGAUGACGAAUUCCUGCUAAGGUUUCUUCGAGCGAGAGAAUUCAUUGUACCAAGAGCACAUAAACUGUUGGUCAGAUACUGCACGUUCAGAAAAGAGAACAAGCAUCUCUACGAAGGAGUGGACCUUUGGGACCUCAUCAAGGUGAAGGAUGCGUAUGAAGGCACCAUGCUGGACCGACCAGAUACAGGGAGACUUUCCGCCUUCAGAUUCGGUCAGUGGGACCCAAGUGAGUACCCUGUGGAAGACCUACUGCGAGCAGGUCUGGCGAUGAUGGAGAUCGGUAUCAGGCAGCCGAAGUUGCAGAUCCUGGCCGGCACUGUGAUCGUGGACUUGGAAGGCCUUACGUUACGCCAUGUCGCGGCCCUGACUCCGACUGUGGCCUACCAGAUUGUUUGUCUAAUGGGGUUAGCAGUGCCAAUACGCCUCAAGGGAGUCCAUAUCAUCAACUACUCCUGGAUCCUGAACACAUUCUUCUACAUCUUCAAGAAGUUCAUACCGCAACACGCGUGGCAGUACAUACACUUCCACGGCAACGACCUACAAUCACUCCAAAAACACUUAGAUUUAGAGUGCCUCCCUCCCAGGUACGGAGGCCAAUGUAGGGCAGGCGCAAACUUCGGAGUCUGGUUGACAAAGAUAAAGAAAUACCGAAACGAACAGUUUGAUAAGGAAAUGAAACAAUUGGGUUAUGUUAUCAAGGAGUAAUUAUGUUGUCGACUUGUUAAUUGGCACUUGAUCGAUUACUCUAAAUGGACUGAUAGAUUAUAGUCUCUUAUAGGCCACGUUUAUAAUUAAAUUGUACAGUAAAUAGUAUAUAAACUAUCCAUAAACAAGUCAAAAUCUUGAAGUUAGAUAAAGGCCAAUUUUCUCUAUACUGAUUGACGUUAUGGAAAAUGCCACACGGUUAAGCGUUUGUGAGAUUGUUUCUUAGUGCCAUCUUUGUCUUGUCAAUACGAGUAUAUGGAAAAAAAUGUAAACACAAAUGGAUGUUAUAUAAUUAGGUUCGUAACACGAAGAAAAUAGAGUAUAAAUUGCAUUACUAUAAUGUUUUUGAUGGUGAUUUAGGGUAACUGUCCAUGUCACGUCAUUUGGCGAAUGCAUGCAUUCUUCACAAAAUAAUAGGCGAUCUAAUAGGCGAUCUAUGAAUGACAAAUGAUUGCAUUUUGCUAAGGAACAAUGAAAACUGUCUAGGAAGCGGUUACUACGAUUUUGACGAAUGCACGCAGCCUGCAAAUGACGCAACAUGGACUGUAGCUCUUACGUAAUGAACAAUAGUAUACAACAAAUAUCUACUUAACAAAUUGACCAUAAUUAUUCUAUAGGUACUAUUUGCAUUUAGACAUGUUUUUAAAAUUGUGAAUGUCAAUAAAAUGUAUGGAACUAAGUUUUGGUGCUAGAUUAAUAGAUUUUGUAGUUUUAGUUUAAUUUAGGAUAUAAGGUAUCUGUGAGGUUCAGUCAAUUACCUAUUUAUGUCUAUUUAAAAAAUGUAAAAAUCGUAAGUAGUAAGCACCUAGUGCAUAAUUGUUACAUUUACCGGGCAAUGAAAACGUGAUACCUUUGAGAACAAUGAUCGUCAAAGUCAAAGUUAACAAUUCUGAUUGAAAGUCAAAUUAGAUGAAAACUAAAAUCUGUCACCACUGUCAAACACGAAGAUAAGGUAUUGUUAAAGUUUCGAAGGUACUAAAUAAAAUUUUACGAAGAAAUGCUCAAUGCUCAAAUAGAAAGAAAAAGAAAGAACAUAAUAUCAUUUAUAAUGUAGUUUUUCAACCCAUUUAAUGAGGGUUUUCACGCGUAUGGUGGCCUAGUAUAUUCUAUAAUAAAAAAAAGAUAUUGUGUAUUUCCUAAAACAUGAUUUAAAGUAACUUUUUCAAAUCAAGUCAUUUAGCCAAUCAAUUUGUAAUUAUUACGUCUCACUAGUGCCAUCUUAUGAGCGCAAAAUCGAAAACGUUUAAACGUUAACUGUAUAAAAACUUAAAUUAUCCAAGCUAUGUGCCUUCUGGAUUUAAAAAUGACCUUAUAAUUAUGUAAAUUAAGGUUUAAGUCAAAUUGCUAGACUAAUACAUAAUAAUGAUUAUUUUGUGAUAUUUUUUUACCUAAAUAGAUAGAUGAAAUUAUACUUUUAAAUACAAA